Molecule: messenger RNA, 711 nt
Organism: Sinocyclocheilus anshuiensis
Lineage: Eukaryota; Metazoa; Chordata; Actinopteri; Cypriniformes; Cyprinidae
Gene: mcrip1
Product: MAPK regulated corepressor interacting protein 1
Exons: 5
Coding region: 190-483 (97 amino acids)
Source: RefSeq, a predicted model, not a curated record
CCCCUCUCUCGGCUUCUUCGGCCGAACCGGAAAUAAUUGGUUGGCAUUAGCAACGUUUCGGCCGAUCCAGGCCAGAAUACAGAGAUAGCAGAAGAAACUGAAACAAACAGACAGAAAACACACUGAAGAACAGGCAAACAUUCCUGUUAAGCCUCAUACUGAGAUUGUGAGGCAAGAGACUAUAACAGAAUGACAAGCUCCUCUACCCCUAGAAUGCACACGUACAAGAGGACUUCCAGCCCUCGAUCACCAACGAAUACAGGAGAGCUUUUCACACCAGCACAUGAAGAAAAUGUGCGCUUCAUCCAUGAUACUUGGCUUUGUGUUUUAAGAGACAUUAAAUCCCCACAAAAUAGUGAACGUAAUGAUCGUGGACCACAGGAGUAUGUGGAGAAAAACCCAAAUCCCAACCUACAUUCUUUUAUACCAGUGGACCUGAGUGACCUUAAGAAGCGGAACACACAAGACUCCAAGAAGUCUUAAACCGUUCCCUCUCUUUCUGAUCCAGCAGUUUUUGUCCUCCCUUUUACAUUUGGGACCUUUUUACUCUAUCAGUCUUCUGUCGGCCAACAAAGAGCCACAAGAAGAUUUAGCCACCUUAGUCCAGAAAGCUUCUCUUUUCUCUGCCUGUUGGACCUGUGGUCUGGACUUACAGGCUGACAUCUAUUUAUGCGUUACAUUUUCAAGAGGGCUCUCUGAUCUCUCUCUCUC